Messenger RNA from Coregonus clupeaformis (lake whitefish), 5552 nucleotides. Its product is annotated as synaptotagmin-C-like. The record is from RefSeq and is a predicted model, not a curated record. Bases 984 to 2672 code for a protein of 562 amino acids. The transcript has 13 exons. Gene Ontology annotation, cellular component: membrane. NCBI's taxonomy places the organism in Eukaryota, Metazoa, Chordata, Actinopteri, Salmoniformes, Salmonidae. Gene Ontology annotation, molecular function: calcium ion binding; clathrin binding; SNARE binding. Gene Ontology annotation, biological process: calcium-ion regulated exocytosis; regulation of calcium ion-dependent exocytosis; regulation of dopamine secretion.
CUCUCUACCCCACAUAUACAUCAGUAUGUCUUUAGCACUGGUAGCGCUAUACAGUCAGCGAGCGGAGACCGAGCCCGCUUAGUAUUCCGAGCACAGGGGAAAGAGAAGGGAGGGGAGAGUGAAAUAGAAAGAAAAAACGAGGGUGAGAAGACAGAAAAAAACAUUCCAAGACAAGAAAAUAGGAAAGCGUGAGAGAGGGGAGCGGAGAGAUAUCAUAUUGUUAAUUUCUCCCUCUCAGUCUACCCCUCCGCCUUAUCCUUCCAUCCCAGGUGCAGUAUUUGAGCCCAUUUUCCUGUCUUGGGGUACAGGGCGGAAUGUUGAUUUUAAACGCGUCGCAUCUGAAAAAAAAAUAGGCUAGUGUUUGGAAGAAAAGGGCUUGUAGGAGAGAGCAGUCGCGGAUACAACAUAGAGGUGAUGUUGGAGCCAUUUAUAAGACAUUCUAUGAAUCUAGGUUGGAGGAAAACCAGGAAAACUACUGCAUUCCAUUGAAUCCUCUUCGAACUACAUUACCCAGAGCUGAACCGUGCUCUAAUGCUGUUAGAGCUUUCCCUAUCUCUGGGACAUUAGAAAAAGAAGAAGACGAACUAGUAUAAGGUUAUGAAUUUGUUGGAAGCAUAACCAAGUGCUGUUCAGCUGUAUCUUGGUGGAGAAGACAUUUCAAACAUGACAGGGACUCCUAGGCUUUACAAACAACUCUAAUACAGGAAAAGCCAAAGGGGUGGGUUUGGCUCACACAUUUAUGGGCGUGUCAGUCAAGGAGGGUCUCUGCUAGUCUCCUCCUAAGUAGACAGCGCCUGAUAGAGCCCCUCCCCUUAUUCCUGGAUUGGUCCAAUCUUCACUGGCCCCAAUCUUCUCUCCAGACCCUCCAAGGAAGGUGGCCGGAUCUAAGCUCUCCUCACCCAGGUGCCGUCCGUUUGGUGAGGGCAGCGAGGGCUGUGCUGUGAUUGGUUGACUGCGGGUGGGAGUGCAAUGCAGAUUGGAGGAUGUCGGGGGACUGGGAUGAAGACCACCUGUGUAAGAAGGCACUCACUCUGGUGGAGGAGUUGUGCUUACACUCCUCAGCGAAGGACAGCCAUGAAGCCAGCUGCCGAGACUUCGUCUACAUGAUGAGGGGACAGCAGCACGAAACAGAGAUCUCUGUCAGCCUCUUGUCAGUGAUCGUGACGUUCUGUGGGAUCGUCCUUCUCUCAGUCUCUCUCUUUGUCUCCUGGAAGCUCUGCUGGUUGCCAUGGCGAGACAAGGAGGGUGGGGGCCUGAGCUUGACAUCGGGGCUGAUGCCCGGGGGCGUGGGUGGGAUGGGUGGCAGUGGGGGGGCCUCCCUCCUACCUCCUGUCAUGCAGAGGAAGGCGUCCCACUCCUCGCUCUACCCCUCCCUGGCCCAGCCCCAGCAGCAUCACCCCCACUUCUCUGACCUGCUGGGGGUGGAGAGUGGCCAGGGGGUGGGGGGCGUAGUGGGAGGGCCGGAACAGACCCAGGAACAUUCCUACCUGGACAUGGACUCCUACCCCAACAACGCUGGGAAUCUUAAGUUGAGCCAGACGUCUCCAGAGUUGCCCCCCACCACUGAGGGGGGAGCCGCCCCGCCCCACAAAGACCUGCCCAACGCCCACUCCCAGCAGCAGGUCACUGCACGGCCCAAGCCCAUGACUCACCAGCUGUCCAGCCCUGAUUUCCAUGGUGAGGAGAAGAGCGAGCAGGUGACCAGCAUUGGCCAAAUCAAACCGGAACUCUACAGACUGCGUGGGGGCGACCAGGGGGAGGGGAAAACGGGGGACAACUGCGGCAAGAUCAGCUUCCUCCUGCGCUACGCCUUCAAUACAGAGCAGCUAGUGGUGAAGAUCCUGAAGGCUGUAGACCUGGCUGCCAAGGACGCCAAUGGCUUCUCAGACCCCUACGUCAAGAUCUACCUACUGCCAGACAGGAAGAAGAAGUUCCAGACCAAGGUCCACAGAAAGACCCUGAACCCGAUAUUCAACGAGACGUUCCAGUUCGGCGUGCCCCUGGCAGAGCUGCACUCCCGGAAGCUGCACUUCUCCGUCUACGACUUCGACCGCUUCUCCAGACACGACCUGAUUGGCCAGGUGGUGGUGGACAACCUGCUGGACUUCAGCGAGGGCACCGGGGAGAAGCCUGUCUGGAGGGACAUUGUGGAGGGCACCGCGGAGAAGGCUGACCUAGGGGAGCUGAACUUCUCUCUGUGUUACCUGCCCACGGCAGGUCGGCUCACCGCCACCGUCAUCAAGGCCACCAACCUCAAAGCCAUGGACCUCACCGGCUUCUCAGACCCGUAUGUGAAGGCUUCUCUGAUAUGUGACAGCCGAAGGCUAAAGAAGAAGAAGACAUCCAUUAAGAAGAACACAUUGAACCCCACCUACAACGAGGCUCUGGUCUUUGACAUCCCCCAUGAGGACAUCGACAGGGUGUCCAUCGUCAUCGCUGUCAUGGACUAUGACUGUAUUGGUCAUAACGAGGUCAUAGGGAUGUGUCGUGUGGGCAGUGACGCUGAGGGUCCUGGGAGAGAGCACUGGACAGCCAUGCUGGCCAACCCCCGCAAGCCCAUAGACCACUGGCACCAGCUCGUCGAGGAAAAACUUGUGGCCUCAUUUGUGUCAAAGAGUCCCGCAGCCUCCCCCAAGCCUCACAUCGUGGUGGACAGUCCUCACUCUGAGUAGAACUGUUAUUAUCAUCUUUCCAGUUCCAGACUUUCCUUUCUUUCCGCUCAUCUGUGAAUAAUUCUCUCCAUCAAACAAAGAGAGAUAAGGAGACACAUCAACUGCUACUGCUGUUCUACUGCUACUAAUGAAUUUUCCAACUCCUGUCGCAACAAAGCACAGGAAAACAGAUUCUACAUUCUAUACAAGCAACACUUAGAACUCUGACACACACACACACACACACACACACACACACACACACAUACAUACACACACUGUGCUUCAGGUUAAUGCCAGUAAUUAAUCCAGGAGGAGUGUGAUGAUGCAUAUUUCUCCCUCCAAUCAGACCUGGGCCUAAGGAUUCUGCACUGUAUAGACUUCAAAAGACAAACCAUGUCAAUGCUUUACUUUAGGCCAUUAGUAUACAGGUGUAGGAGUUAGGAAACGUCUGUGCAGCAUUUUCAGCAGGGCAAAAAUCAGUUGUGGAGACUCUAGUCUAGUCAAUUCUUGACGCCUGGUUUGGGCCUACCCUCUGGAUCCUGGCUUUUCUGGCUUCUUUUAGCUGGAGGAAGGAACCUUCACCGGUCAUUAUUCUUGAUGUCAGGGGAGGGAGAAAUGUGGAUGAACCCAUCUGCCGAAGCAUGUUUCGUAACCUUGAAAUGUGUCCCUUCACCUCAUUAUUUUGUCGCCUUCUUCAUGGUGCUCAUUAAUAUGAAUUCGCUUUUAUUUUUCUAUUUGUUUAGUUUUGGGGGUUUGUGUAAUAUAAUCAUCCAGAAUGGAAUUUAUCCAUACAAUUUUUUUACGAUCCACUAAGGAUGUGACAGUGAGUACUUGAAGACCUGAACUAUUUGAGCGCCUUCGGAUGUUACAGGAAUAGUGUUCCACUGUUUGGACAUACUGGCAGACUUUACCCCAGAGGACUCUACAGGAGAACUGUGAUGAGGACGGACCUGCUCGGCUUGGAGUGCACUUACUGGAAAUGUAUCCUACAGGGAAGGAUUUCACCAUUAUACCGAAUUUUUCUAUCAUUCCAGGAUUUUGUUUUUUGGAAAGACAUUAUUUAAUUUCAAAAUAAAAAAAUUGUCUGCAGUCCAUCAUGUCUCCGACUGGACGACAACGUUAGAAGGACACACAAUUUUGUGUUGCUUUGAUUUGUGUGUAUUUCUGUGUUUGUGUGUGUGUGUGUUUUGUAUUUGUGUGCGUCUGUGUGUGUAUGCCUGUGUGUCUGUGUGUGUCACUGUGACCUUCUGUGUGACACAUUUCUGUGCUCAUGCUGUUCCUAUCUUCUACCUGUCCUCGGGGCCCUACACCAUUCCUAGCAUCCACAGACUGAAACUCCUGUCUUUGAACAAAAUGUGGCUUCUGUCCUGUGCGUCUUAGAAGAACCAUUUUUGUGUAGGACCCAUUGCACUUGGUGGGGAGUGGGAUACUUAUGAUCCCUGAUGAACAGUCGGUCUCUCAGAGAUUAGAGUGUAUUGCCUGUGUUGUUUCCCAGAUCAGCUGUCAGUCACUCAAAAGUGCCCCCCCCCCCCACCUGAUCUAAGUAACUGUGUUGGUUGUGUACUUCUUUUAGUAAAUGUGUACUGUAUGUCUGAGGGCAAACCAGUUGGCACCGUGAUUGAAAAAUAAAAAUGUUGGAUACGUUUUGAUUACUUAUAAAAAAAGAUACAAAAAAACAGAUGAGGUAUAAUUUUUGACUAGUUUAUGUCCCCUAGCAGUCCCUCCAAACGGGGAGACAGAGAGGGGGUAGCCAUGUCCUUUACCUCUAGUGAAAUACAAUGACCCCCGGUUUACGCUCUGCACUUCCUCUUUAAGCACCAUGUGGCUACUGCCAUGAGAGAACCAUGUCUACCGCAACUUCUGCUACUAUAACCUCAACUAACUGUUAGCAUUACUAAUGCUAUGGCUGCCAUUUCCUCUUAAACGCAUUCAGGGGGAUCCAGUUACUAUUCCAACUUCAGGCCAAGGAAGUGCAGGGAUGCUUACCGGUAUGCUUGGUAUGCACACAGAUUAAAGCUGUAUAUCCCAUAUCAUAGCCAGAAGUUUUCCAUCUGGUACUGUAUGUCACCUCAGGUUGUUCUGGGAGGUCAUUGAUCUGCCUGUAUAAGUAGAUACUAUAGUAUUGAUCCAUUGGCCUAUCUCCAGGCUCUGUCUCCAUCCCUCACAGUCCAUAUGAUUCUCUGCCCCAUAACGCUGUGGUGUUAGCAAUCACUCAGCACUGGAGGUGGUUAGUGUGCUCCCAGUAUUACCCUCCACCUCUCUCUCUCUCUCUCUAAAUAUACCUUUCUCUUUCCCCUUUAUCUCUUUCUAUACCUGUCUCUCGCUCUCCUUGAUUGCUGGUCCUCCCACUCUAUUUCUAAAAACUCCCAUUUUCCCACUUCCCUCUCUCUCUCUGUCUCUCUCUCUCUCUCUCUGUGUGUCUCUCUCAGUGUUAGUGCAGUUCUGAAUGGACAUAGGGAAAUGUGUGUGCAUGCUAAUAUUAACAUGAAUGAUGUCAACUUGAUGCAAUGAUAAUUCAAUAUGUGAUGCUUUAAGCAAAACCUGACAAUGAACUUGAUACUAAUACUACUAAUGACGAAAAUGGAGACCUAGCAAUCGUUAUCUCUGUAAUCAAAACAAUGAUGAUAAAUAACAUUGUUUAUCCUGUAUAUCUUCCUUAAAUUGGUAUUCCUGAUUUAAUUUUUGAUUAUUUUGAUAAUUUCUUCAGAAGUUUACUUUUUUUAUGGGUUAAACUGAGAAAUAGACAUUUGAACAGAAGUGAGACAUUCAGUCAGGAUGCUUGUUUCAGCCAGAGAACUAGGAGGAGGAGGGUGAAGAGGAAGAUGAUGUAGGUGAACGUGUGGGAGAUGGUGUGGCUGAAGCAAUGAUAAUGGAAAUAAAGGAUAUGUAUCAUCCAGC